Messenger RNA from Durio zibethinus, 1938 nucleotides. RefSeq names its product casein kinase 1-like protein 1. Gene Ontology annotation, biological process: protein phosphorylation. The record is from RefSeq and is a predicted model, not a curated record. NCBI's taxonomy places the organism in Eukaryota, Viridiplantae, Streptophyta, Magnoliopsida, Malvales, Malvaceae. Gene Ontology annotation, molecular function: ATP binding; protein kinase activity.
AAAAAAGCGAAGUAAAAGAAAAAGAGAGACCCCACGACACAUCACAAAAACACACACAUCAUCCGACGUUCGAAGCUUUUCUUUUUUCUCUGUUUGCUUUGAUCGGAUCAAAUCCACAAUGCGAGAAAACGAAGCUUCGAGAUUCUUUUAAGUUGAAAUGAUGGAGCCUCGUGUCGGUAAUAAGUUUCGACUUGGUCGUAAGAUCGGUAGCGGCUCUUUUGGAGAGAUCUAUCUGGGUACGAACAUUCAGACAAAUGAAGAGGUUGCCAUUAAGCUUGAAAAUGUGAAGACAAAGCAUCCUCAAUUGUUAUAUGAAUCAAAGUUAUACAGGAUCUUGCAGGGAGGAACUGGGAUUCCAAAUGUGAGAUGGUUUGGAGUUGAGGGAGACUAUAACGUUCUGGUUAUGGAUUUGCUUGGACCUAGCCUUGAAGAUCUAUUUAAUUUCUGCAGUAGGAAACUCUCAUUGAAGUCAGUUCUCAUGCUUGCAGAUCAAAUGAUCAAUCGUGUUGAAUUUGUUCAUUCAAAAUCAUUUCUACAUCGAGAUCUUAAGCCGGACAAUUUUCUUAUGGGCUUGGGAAGGCGUGCGAAUCAGGUCUACAUCAUUGACUUCGGUCUUGCUAAGAAAUAUAGAGACAGUUCAACCCAUCAACACAUUCCUUACAGGGAAAAUAAGAAUCUGACUGGAACUGCAAGAUAUGCAAGCAUGAACACGCACUUGGGCAUCGAGCAAAGCCGUAGGGAUGAUUUAGAGUCUCUUGGAUAUGUGCUAAUGUACUUCCUAAGAGGAAGUCUUCCUUGGCAAGGCCUGAAAGCUGGAACCAAGAAACAGAAAUAUGAGAAAAUUAGUGAGAAGAAGGUUUCUACUUCAAUUGAGGCUUUAUGUCGAGGUUAUCCAACAGAAUUUGCAUCGUACUUCCAUUAUUGCCGUUCGCUAAGAUUUGAUGAUAAGCCAGACUAUGCUUAUCUCAAAAGAAUCUUUCGAGACCUCUUUAUUCGUGAAGGCUUCCAGUUUGAUUAUGUUUUUGAUUGGACCAUUUUGAAGUAUCAGCAAUCACAGCUGGCCACUCCUUCAGCUCGAGCCCUUGGCCCUGGCGCUGGAACAAGUUCUGGCCUGCCCCCUGCUAUUGCCAAUGCUGAUAGACACGCAGCUGGGGAGGACAUUAGAGCAGCUGGUUUGUUAUCCAUGGAUUCCUCUCGACGGAGAACAUCAGGACCCUUGAUGAAUUCAGGAAGUUACUCAAAGCAAAAGAGUCCAGUUGCAAAUGAUCCUGCAAUUACUAAAGACUCUAUGUUUAUUGGGCAGUCAGGUGGAUCCUCUUCAAGGCGAGUUGCAGCCUCUAGCAGUCGUGAUGCUUUUGCUGGUAGUGAGGUUGACCCCCAACAUUCUCGUACAAACAAUGCUAGUCCUGGAGCAUUGCACAAAAUUUCAAGUCGACACAGAAGUCCUGUUGAAUCUGCUGACCCUAAGCGGACAUUGUCUGGGAGAAAUACCUCUCAUGUCAAGAACUAUGAAGCUGCCCUCAAGGGAAUCGAGGGCCUGCAAUUUGAAAGUGAUGAGAGAAAUCAUUACUAAAUGCUCAGCUAUACGAAUUGUUGUAAAACCACGAAAUGGUUGAUGUGCAACAGAGUAUGUUUCCUUGAGGUGGGUUGAGUUUUCAAGGAAUUUGUAACUCGGAGCUCCUGAUUUGGAAUGGUGCACCCAAAGCAUAAAUUUCUCCACUGAUGGAAAAGCUUGUGAAGUGAAAUUUGACUGCAUCAAAGUUAUUGUCUGUAAAGGCUAAAAGUGUGGUAAGGUUAUUUUUUAACAGAAAAUUUUUUGGCCGGUAUUUUUUAACUCACUGUUUUUGUGGUGUCCCUUUCGUCUUUAAGAUUCUGCUUUCUCGGUCUUUGGGACUUCUUGAGGUUUGAAACUUUAUGGCAUUGUAAAUUGUUUACUAU